Molecule: messenger RNA, 7496 nt
Organism: Anas platyrhynchos (mallard)
Lineage: Eukaryota; Metazoa; Chordata; Aves; Anseriformes; Anatidae
Gene: TMTC1
Product: transmembrane O-mannosyltransferase targeting cadherins 1
Biological process (GO): protein O-linked glycosylation via mannose
Molecular function (GO): mannosyltransferase activity; protein binding
Source: RefSeq, a predicted model, not a curated record
GGGCGGGCCGGCUGCGCCCCGGCAGAGCGCGAGUGGCCGCCGGCGGUGCCGGUGCGGUGGCGGUGGCGGUGGCGGUGCCGCCCCGCAGCAUGCGGCCGCCGCUGCCCGCCCGCACCGCGGCUGCGGAGGGCCCGGGGGUGGCGGCUCGGCGCCCCGCACCCGCACCAUGGUGACGGGAGCGGCGCCGGGGCUCCGCUACCGGGAGCGGGACCGGGAGCGAGCCCCAGCCCCAACCCCAGCCCCAACCCCGGCCCCGGUGCCCGCAGCGGGCAGGAAGGCGGCGGCGGCGGCGGCGGCGGUGGCGGGGCUGUGCGCCCUGUGCUACGGCAACGCGCUGCCGGGGGAGUUCGUGCACGACGACGUCUGGGCCAUCGUCAACAACCCCGACGUGAGGGCGGCCGCCCCCGUGGCCGCCGCCUUCGCCAACGACUUCUGGGGCAAGCGGAUGGCGGAGAACACCAGCCACAAGUCCUACCGGCCCCUCUGCGUCCUCAGCUUCAAGUUAAACAUAUUACUGGCUGGUAUGAACCCCUUCUAUUUCCACGCGGUGAAUGUAAUUUUACACUGUCUAGUGACUCUUGUGCUGAUGUAUACUUGCGACAAAGCUGUGUUCAAGGACUGUCGACUUGCUUUUGUCACAGCGCUGUUCUUUGCUGUGCAUCCCAUUCACACCGAGGCUGUAACAGGUAUAGUAGGCAGAGCGGAUGUCCUAGCCUGUCUACUCUUUCUGUUGGCUUUUCUCUCCUAUAAUAGGAGUGUGGAUCAGCUUUAUGUUGGGGAACAUUUCCCUCCCACUGCCUCCCCAUUCUUUUUGCUGCUUAGUUUAUUCCUUGGGACGUGUGCAAUGCUGGUGAAAGAAACUGGAGUCACCGUGUUUGGUGUGUGCUUGGUUUAUGACUUCUUUUCCCUCUCCUGCAAUGCCCUCAAACUGAGAAAUGAGGGGAUCCACCAGAGACCUGGCCGGCCGUGCGUGGCUUCGACCCCUGCCUCGCUGCCGGUCCCUGCGGCCGGCCGGGAGAACGGGAAGCAUCGCUUCGCUCACAGGGGCGCCUGGAGCUCGUGCCACCCCACCUCGCCCGAGGAGCAGCGCAGCGGUGGCCUUCCUGUGCCCAGCAAAGCCAUCUGGGCCAUUCGGAGCUACCUGACUGCAAAUAACAACCAGAAUUUCUUGUACACUGCAAGGCCGUUUUUGAAGAGAGCUGCCCUGGUAAUAAGCUAUGUGAUUCUCGUUUUGUAUUUCCGCCUCUGGAUAAUGGGAGGAUCCAUGCCAAUGUUUUCAGAACAGGACAAUCCAGCUUCAUUCUCACCCUAUCUGCUGACGAGGUUUCUAACUUACUCCUACCUUCUGGCCUUCAAUGCGUGGCUUCUGCUGGCACCGAUUACCCUGUGCUAUGACUGGCAGGUCGGCAGUAUCCCUCUGGUCGAGUCUGUCUGGGACGUGAGGAACUUGGCCACAGUCUUGCUGGUCGUGGUGCUGGUGUUACUCAGCCUACACUGCAUAGCUGCAUUCAAGAAACUGGAACAUAAAGAAGUUUUGGUUGGCUUGUUGUUCCUGGUUUUCCCAUUCAUCCCAGCCAGCAACCUCUUCUUCAGGGUGGGAUUUGUGGUGGCAGAGCGAGUCCUUUACAUGCCGAGUAUGGGGUACUGCAUCCUUUUUGUCCAUGGUCUAAAGAAGCUGUCUACAUGGUUAAAUAAGUGGAGAAUUACUGUUUUGACCCUCUUCGCUUUACUGCUGCUGCUAUUCUCUUGGAAGACCGUGAAACAGAAUGAAAUCUGGCUCUCAAGAGAGUCCCUUUUCAGCUCAGGAGUGAAGACUCUGCCCCACAACGCCAAGGUGCACUACAACUAUGCCAACUUUCUGAAAGACCAGGGCCGUAACGUUGAAGCGAUCUACCACUACAAAACUGCUCUCAAACUGUACCCUCGUCAUGCAAGUGCUCUCAACAACUUGGGGACGUUGACCAAAGAUGUUUUGGAGGCAAAGGACUACUACAGACGGGCCCUUCAGUUAAACCCGCAGCACAAUCGAGCUCUCUUCAAUCUCGGCAACCUGCUCAAGUCCCAAGGGAAGAAGGAGGAGGCUGUAAUGUUACUGAAGGACUCCAUCAAAUACGGCCCAGAAUUCGCAGAUGCUUACUCAAGCCUGGCCUCGCUGUUGGCUGAACAGGAACGGCUGAAGGAAGCAGAGGAGGUCUACAAGGCUGGCAUAGAGAAUUGUCCCGAGAGCUCCGAUCUGCAUAACAACUACGGGGUUUUCUUGGUUGAUACCGGGGCUCCAGAGAGAGCUGUGUCCCACUACAGGCAGGCCAUCCGUCUGAGCCCAGCUCACCACGUCGCCAUGGUAAACCUGGGCAGGCUUCACCGCUCCUUGGGGCAGAACAAAGAGGCUGAAGCAUGGUACAAGAGGGCACUGAAGGUAUCCCGGAAAGCUGAAAUCCUGUCCCCGCUGGGGGCUCUGUACUAUAACACGGGGCGAUACGAAGAAGCUCUGCAGGUUUACAGAGAGGCAGCAUCACUGCAGCCUUCAAACAAAGAGAUCCGACUGGCUCUGGCCCAGGUUUUAGCAAUGAUGGGGCGCACGAAGGAGGCUGAAAAGAUGACAAACCAUAUACUCAGCGAAGAUGUGCAGUGUCUGGAGUGCUACCGCCUUCUGUCAGCCAUCUUCAGCAAGCAGGAGCACUAUGCUAAGGCACUUGAAGCUAUAGAUAAAGCUCUUCAGCUAAAACCAAAGGAUCCAAAAAUCUUAUCAGAGCUCUUCUUCACUAAAGGAAACCAGCUAAGAGAACAGAAUCGCCUUGAUGAGGCUUUUGAGAGCUAUAAACGGGCUGUGGAGCUCAACCCAGACCAAGCGCAGGCCUGGAUGAAUAUGGGAGGCAUUGAGCACAUCAAGGGAAACUACAUCACUGCCCGUGCCUACUAUGAGACAGCUUUGCAGCUGGUUCCAAACAGCAAGUUGCUGAAGGAGAAUCUGGCCAAAUUGGAUCGCUUAGAAAAACGGUUUCAGGAAGUCCAGGAGAAAGAUCAGACAUAGCAUUCAGUCACACCAGUGGAAGGAAACUCGUGCUCCUUGGAGAAGAAUGCGGUGGAAGCCUAUUGCUUGAAGUGAUGCUGAAGGAACUUUGACAGGACUCAGAAUUAUGGAAGGCAAAUUGUGAAUGCAUGCUUGUUUGACCAAAGUUACAGGAGGCACUCAGUUCCUGUGGGACGUGCUGGAGAACAAAUGAAAACCUUCCGUUAUUCAAGAUUUAUGUUUAGGCUGAACCCAUUUUAAUCACACCAGGAGUGUGGGUGGGACAUAAAACUCCAAUAUCACGGUUAUCACUGGGGAAACCAUGGAGACAAAGCACUCAUUCAUUGCAGCGGGGUGAAGUAGCGUCUCCUGUUACUCAAACAGUCUCACCUUGUCCACAGAAAGUACCACUGAUGGGCUUCAUUGCAAGUGUUGCCAGAUCCAUCUGAGCCAGGAAAGAUUGUCCUAAUGGUCACAUAAAAAGGUUUUAAGGGGUUGAUGGUGAGGAAAAGGUGGCCAUUCAUACAGCUCUAAAUGUGAUUUGAAAAUGAUUCUAAAGAAAGGGAAAAUAGUAUCUGAAUAUCACCCUAACAGGAUAAUUGUACAAGUAGGACAAAAGAUCCUUUGAGCGAAAACCUCAGCUGAAUGUUUUACUCAUAAGAUAGUCAUUUUGUAAUAAUUCCGGUUCAUGAUAUGAAUAUUGUCAAAAAUCAUAUAGCUUUACCCUUUUCUCUCUCCCUGCAGGCCAAAUAAUUAUUACUCUGAAAAAAAUGGAAGUAUCUAAAGGCAGUGGGAAACUCUAGGAUUACUUGUCUUCCUGUCCAGUCUCCAGUAAAAACAAAACAAGACAAAAACCAUCUAAUCUGAUUGGUGUAGGAGGUAAUUUAAAGCUACAGAGAGAUUAGGGAUGAUUUGGUAGGCUGGGAAGGUACUAAGGAGGUUUUUUUAUGGGUGUGCAGGGACCAAGCCCACUCAUUAUGGUGAUAACACUGACAAAACACUUUGUCAAAGUGUUCUCACCCCCUCCCACAAAAGAUACAGAAAAUGAGCUCUAGCUGAUCAGUCAUAAAUCUGUAUUUUUUUAAAAACCAAAGUGGGAAAACAAGUUCUCUGCAGAAUUGGGGCUUUUAUUUUUGAGCUUUAUUUAUUUAACUUAUAGUCAAAUAAUUAAUAUAUUGUCUCUGGUUUAUACAAAUUGGGCAGUGUCAUUCGCAGCUGGCCACAUGGCUGGCCACUGGGACUUGCAUUUUUGAAGUAAGAAGAGUGCAGCAGCACGAAGGUUCCCCCAAUGCUAUUUCUAAAGCAAAUGGCUGCUUCAUUUAAAAAGCCUGGUGUCUUGCUGCUGCUGUUGGUCAAAUUUUUGACAUACAGCAGCUGUGUUUGGUGCUGAGAGGGAGGCCAGACUGGCAAAGGCAUCUGCUCAGCCAGAGUCUGAGUGCCAGCUGGAGCCAUGGGGAGGCUGGACUUGUGGGGUACCAGUCCCUCCAGCCACAUAAGGCCAAGGCCCAAGAGAUCAGCCAGUGUCUGCAGCUGGGCAGAGGCUGGCUUCUCAGGUUUGUGGGAGGGAGAGACCUUCGGUGGGGGAAGGUGCUGACAAAUUUCUGGGCUCUUCCCUUCAAACCAGCUUCGUUAAUGCCAAGGGAGCAGCUGGGUCCCAGGCAGUUCUUUUCCUGGUGGAUUUUCCCUUCUCUGUUCAGCUGCCUACUUUCCUUUUGGAGGCUGAGGGUAGGUUUGAGGGCUUGGGGCUGGAUCAGCAGCUCUUGUCCUGUUGCACAACUUUUAAAGCCAUAGGCUUACUGACCCAACAUUUCUGCAGGUUCCCAGUGCAUGUGCUCCACGGGGCACCUUGCACGGAGCAGCUUUGCACAGCCCAGACACUGCCAGACUGGCCAGGAGGAGAUGGGGUCCCUGUGGGAUGCUGUGUGGUUAGGGGAGAUAACGUCUCAUUUAAAAAGUAUAUCAGCUAUAAAGUUCGUCUCAUAAAGAUAUAUUAAAUAAAUACUAUAUAUUCUACAAGCCACACGGCAGUGUGGCUUGAAAUUGUGGCCGAUGACACAUAUUUUUUCAACUAUAAAAGAAGUUGUAUUUUUUAUAUCAAUGCUUUGUGAGGGGGGUGACUUGGUUUUGUGUUUUUAACUUUGGCUUAAAGCUUCGUUUGUCUUUCCCGAGAGACCUGGUACAAAUGAUGGUCUCAUUCUUGUCCUAGAAUCCAAUCAAAACCGUCUUGGCCUCCGAAACCUGGCACAUGUGUAUGAUCAAGCUUUGGGUGCCCCCUCCCAGAUCCUGGGAAAGGAUUACCGUUUUUGUAAUGCUGUCUUACUUGCAGAAUGAUGUAGAAAGAUGAUACCAACAUUCCAGUGAGGGACGCAGUUUGGUUGGAAGACAUGUCAUAUAUUCAUCCACUCUCCUGAAAUAGGCUGGUAACGUAUCCACGUAGGAUAAUCCCAGCUGAACUGGGUUAUGUUUAUAUGAUGAAAGGCUGACUCUCCACAUUUCUGAGCUGGGUUUAUGGUAGUUAUGCAGAGAGGAGCACUCAUUAAUGAACCUUGUGUUCCUGAACCAGCACUUUAUACCCCAUCUAUGCAGGAUGAUGGUCUGUAAGUUGGCAGAGUAUUUGGAGAAUGAUGCAGGCCAUGAGCUACCAAAGCAGUUAAACCUUUGUGAAGUUUUGAUCUGACUCCCUGUCUCAUUGGUUUCUGUGCUAAAAUGCUGUGUUUGUUCAGGACAUUAAUCUUGUGAAAGAUUUAUUGUAGGUAAAGCAGAGCAAUGGAAUGUAACAUGAAAUGGGUUACCUCCACCAAAAGGGAAUGCUAUUGUGAAAGAUAAAUAGAGCAACUUACCUUGUGAUAAACUGGAUAUUAUCCAAAUUAAUCAUAGGGAAUAUCCUCUUCCUCUAGCAUUGCGUGGCUCAUAAAAUAAUCAAUUAUAAAUACAUUGUUUUCUGCCAACUGCACUGCAUGGUUAGCAAAGAUUACAAAUUAAUAAAUGGCUGAAGCUCUACAUAGUGGAGGAGAGUUCAUUCUUUGCGUAAGUUGCAUUGGCUAAACUUCAAUGCUCACCAAUAUUAAAGUGGAGAAUUAACUCAGAAUUGGUUAGACAGGGCUCCUGUGUACUCACUGUGCAUUUUAAUCCUAAAUGAAAAACAUAGUAAUUGUGUUGCUUUUUCCUUUCCCCAUGAAUAACAUUUUCAGCUGAUGGAUUUUGUUUGAUUUUAUUGCUUAUUGAAGGUCCAGCAUUCUUUUCUUCCAUUCCUUUUCCAUCCCUCAGGAUAAAUGAUGCGGGGUGGGGUUGGGUGUAUUUUCUAUCUGUCAUAGACUGCUUGGACUAGAUUUUCCUAAAAAUGUACAGGCAACUCGUCUUGGCCAAACAGUAAGUGAAUGCAGCAGUGGAAAUGACCUUCACUCCAGAGGUCUCAGCGAGGACGGGGUGUGUGAGCAUGCACGUGGGUGUAAGAAAUCUUAAGACAAAAAAUGCAAAAUAAAGAGCCUAACUUGCAGGGGAGACUGGACACCAUUUAAACUGUUUAAAAACACAUCUCAAGCUCUCAAAAGUUAUGGAAACCAGGGCAAAGAUGGUAUACAAUAUCUGGUUAAGGAAGGUAAUUGUCAUUCCAAUUUUAAUGAUUAGGCCAUUGAGAAUAUAUGAUUUUUUGCCCCAUCUGUCCUCCAGACCAGUGAAACAAUUCGUAUGUGCUUAAGUCUCCUAAAACUGUAUGUGCAUUAAAUUGACCAAGUGCUCAAUUUCAAUUUUUCAUAUAUUGAAAUUAUGUACAAUCUUUGGGAAAAAAAUAGCUCUUACAAGUUUUUUUUCUCCACCAACUUUCAGUUUCAUGCAGCAAUUUCAAAAUGCACCAUUUUUGUUUUCAUGUACGCUUAAACCCAGCAGCAGCAAAACUAUAUAUAUACAUAUAAAAAAAAUAAAAAUAAAAAAACAAAAAAGGGAAAAAAAAAAGAAAAAAAGGCAAAUGUGCUUGGCAUUCACUAGUGUUUCAGUGUGGCAAAGUUGCUUCAGAUAAUCUCAAUAACUUUGUGCAAAAGCUCAUUGCCAUGUUUGUACUGACUUGCUGAAAUUUUUCUUCUGGAAAAUACCCCCUGUGGUAUCCUCUGUAAAAGUUACGGCUUCCACAACUGUAUUACUGUAGAAAUCUCUGCCUGAAGUGGAUGUCACGCCGCGUGUUCCUAUCAUGUGGGAGUUGUUUGCAUUGGCUGUUGUUCAUAUGGUUCUUAUUUCUGUAUCUAAUUUUUUAAAUCAGUUGUGCAUAUCUUUUUAAAAAUUAAGAAAACAGCCCAUGGAUUACAAAUCUUUUAAAAAUAAAUUCACACUUAGCAGCAGCUGGAUGUGUGUCAGUGGUACAGGAAUUUGCAAAGUCUUUGCUUUUUUCACUGUGGGAUUUAUGGCUAGAUUUCACAUAAAGGAGUUAUGCUUGAAGUCUUUGCGAAAGAAAAUGUAUGUAAAUGUCUAUUUUAUAUAAAAAGUAAGAAAAGUA